ACGUGUCGGAGGAAAGAGAGAGACACAGGAGAGAAAAAAAUGGAGGCUCUGGCGGUGUUUGGAGGAGGAAGUCCAUGUCUUUCCUCAUCUAUUACACGCUCAUCUUCUGAGAGAAUUUGCAGCUUAUCCUACACCCACAACCCCACCAUUCGUUAUUCUCGACAUCACCACCACUUAGCUGCAUUCCCUUCUACUUCCCAUCUUUUCUCAUAUUGCCUAUCUCGUCCCCAUGCCAAACUCCGUACCAAAUCCCGUAUCUUCCUUCCCCAUUUGGUUGCUGCCUUGGAAAAUGUUGAACAAACUUAUAUAAUGGUGAAACCAGACGGAGUUCAACGUGGUUUGGUUGGAGAAAUAAUUUCGAGGUUCGAGAAGAAGGGAUUUAAAUUGACUGGCUUGAAGCUUUUCCAGUGCCCCAGAGAGUUGGCAGAGGAACAUUAUAAAGAUCUCAAGGCCAAAUCAUUCUUCCCUAAACUAAUUGAGUAUAUUACAUCAGGUCCCGUUGUGUGCAUGGCAUGGGAAGGUGUUGGUGUUGUGGCAUCAGCCCGUAAGCUUAUAGGGUCUACAAAUCCUCUUCAGGCUGAACCAGGAACUAUUAGAGGUGACCUUGCUGUUCAAACAGGAAGGAAUGUGGUUCAUGGGAGUGACAGCCCUGAGAAUGGCAACCGUGAAAUAGCUCUCUGGUUCAAGGAGGGUGAAAUAAUCCAGUGGACUCCUACUCAGGAACCAUGGUUAAUAGAGUAGUCUUUCACUGAAAGCUCAAAACUACAGAGGCGUGCAAUUUUGGAAGGGUGGUUCUGGGCGCCUGUAUCUUCUAUUUGGCAAGUAGCAUCUCUGAUUUUGAGACAAAACAUUUUGGAUAUAUAUGUUCUCUAUUUGCUAUUAAUUGCUUCUAGUUAUUAGAAACUUCUCCUCUUUGUUGUACUGUUGUACAUGUGACAUGGAGCUUGGAAGUUAGGCUGCAUAAGCCCCAGUAUCGAUUGAAAUAAUGAAUUCAAGCAAGAGUCUUCUUUUAUAA
This is a messenger RNA of Ziziphus jujuba (common jujube), 1015 nucleotides long. RefSeq names its product nucleoside diphosphate kinase 2, chloroplastic. Gene Ontology annotation, biological process: CTP biosynthetic process; UTP biosynthetic process; GTP biosynthetic process. Gene Ontology annotation, molecular function: nucleoside diphosphate kinase activity. The record is from RefSeq and is a predicted model, not a curated record. The coding region runs from base 40 to 741 and encodes 233 amino acids. NCBI's taxonomy places the organism in Eukaryota, Viridiplantae, Streptophyta, Magnoliopsida, Rosales, Rhamnaceae. The transcript is spliced from 7 exons.